AUGGCAAGCUUCAGGUUCUCCGUCUUCUACCUCCUUCCCUUCAUCCUCGUCACCCUUGUAGCGGUCGAGGGCGCCGGCGACGAGCGCAAAACAUACAUCGUCCACGUGCAACCGCAGGCGAACCACGUGCUGGACACGGCCGACGACCGGAAGGCGUUGUACCAGUCGUUCCUCCCCGACCAUGGCCGGCUCCUCCACGCGUACCACCACGUCGCCAGCGGCUUCGCGGCCCGGCUGACGCAGCGGGAGGUCGAGGCCAUGUCCGACCUGCCCGGGUUCGUCGCCGCGGUGCCGGGCAGGGUCUACAAGCUGCACACGACGCACACGCCGCAGUUCCUCGGGCUGGACACGCAUCAGGGCGCGAGGAACUGUUCGUACGGAUCCGGCGACGGCGUCAUCAUCGGGGUGCUCGACAGCGGCGUCACUCCCGACCACCCCUCCUUCAGCGGCGAUGGCAUGCCGCCGCCGCCGGCCAAGUGGAAAGGGAGGUGCGACUUCAACGGCCGCUCCGUGUGCAACAACAAGCUCAUCGGUGCUCGCGUCUUCGACACAGCCGGGAACGGCACCGCCUCCUCUAGCGGCGCGCCCCUGUCGCCGAUCGACGUGGAUGGGCACGGCACGCACACGUCAAGCACGGCGGCGGGCGCGGUCGUGGUAGGCGCUCAAGUGCUGGGCCAGGGCAGGGGCACCGCGUCCGGCAUCGCGCCGCGUGCGCACGUCGCCAUGUACAAGGUGUGCACCCUGGAGGACUGCACAGACGCCGACAUACUUGCCGGCAUCGACGCCGCCGUGGCCGAUGGUUGUGAUAUCAUCUCCAUGUCCCUUGGCGGGCCGUCGGUGCCGUUCCACGAGAACAGCAUGGCCGUCGGCACGUUCGCCGCAGUGGAGAAGGGAGUGUUCGUCAGCAUGUCGGCCGGCAACUCCGGACCGGACCACACCACGAUGGAGAAUGAGGCGCCAUGGAUGCUCACCGUCGCCGCGAGCACCAUGGACCGUUUGAUCAGAAGCACGGUGCGGCUUGGAAACGGGCUCGCCUUCGACGGCGAGUCAGUGUACCAGCCAAACAUGUCGGCGGCCGUCUUGUACCCGCUGGUCUACGCGGGCGCGAGCUCGACGCCCGACGCGAAUUUCUGCGGCAACGGCUCGCUGGACGGCUUCGACGUCAGGGGCAAGAUAGUGCUCUGUGACCGUGGCAAUGGCGUGCUGAUGCUUGCGAAAGGCGUCGAAGUGCUGAGAGCCGGAGGCGUUGGCAUGGUUCUGGCCAACCAGUUCAUCGACGGCUUCAGCACACUCGCCAUCAGCCACGUCCUCCCGGCGUCGCAUGUCAGCCACGUCGCCGGAGCGGCGAUCCUCAACUACAUCAAGACGACGGCGAGGCCGACGGCGCAGUUCUCCUCCGGAGGCACCCUCCUCAGCACGUCGCCGGCGCCGGCAAUCACUUUCUUCUCCUCUCGUGGGCCGAGCACGCAGAACCCUGGCAUUCUUAAGCCAGACAUCACGGGCCCUGGCGCGAGCGUGCUGGCCGCAUGGCCGUUCCAUGUAGGCCCACCGUCGGCGGGCACGGAUCACGGGCCGACAUUCAACUUUCAGUCCGGUACGUCAAUGUCCGCCCCGCACCUCGGUGGCAUCGCCGCGCUGAUCAAGAGCAAGCACCCGGAAUGGUCGCCGGCGGUGAUCAAGUCGGCCAUCAUGACAACCGCCUACACCACCGACCGCUUCGGCAGGCCAAUACUCGAUGAGCAGCUCAGGGCCGCCGACUUGUUCGCUGUUGGAGCCGGCCAUGUCAACCUCGAGAAGGCCAUGAACCCCGGCCUAGUGUACGACAUUACUCCCGCCGACUACAUCGGCUUUCUCUGCGGCCUAUACACGAACAAGGAAGUCUCCGUUAUUGCGCGCAAGGCGGUGGACUGUUCAGCCGUCAAGGUGAUCCCGGAACGUCUACUGAACUACCCAUCGAUCACCGUCAUCUUCCCCCCAUCAUGGGACUCGACGGUUCCAAUGUUGGUGGAACGCACGGUGAAGAACGUCGGAGAGGUGCCGGCGGUGUACUACCCUCAUUUCGACUUGCAAGACAAUGCCAUGAAUGUCAGCGUCGUCCCGGCAUCGCUAGGGUUCAGCCGCGUGAACCAGGUAAAGACUUACACGGUGACCGUAUGGCCGAGGACAGGAAAGGCUUCCAUGGUGGUGCAGGGCGCGCUCCGGUGGGUGUCGGAUAAGUAUACUGUGAGGAGCCCCAUCUCCGUCACGUUCGCCGGGCAAUAG
Molecule: messenger RNA, 2262 nt
Organism: Lolium perenne
Lineage: Eukaryota; Viridiplantae; Streptophyta; Magnoliopsida; Poales; Poaceae
Product: subtilisin-like protease
Biological process (GO): proteolysis
Molecular function (GO): serine-type endopeptidase activity
Source: RefSeq, a predicted model, not a curated record